CAUUCAGCUUCAUCAUGGCUGGACACCUGCUGUUAGUCGCCCUCAUGUAUUCAUUUUCUGAGAAGAAAGCACAAGCUCUUCUUCCACCUAAACUGACGGUGAAUCCAGCGGUGAUCACAGAGACAGAAACAGUCACACUGAACUGUCAGACUCCAUCAUCUGUUUCUGUGUCUCAGUGUUAUUUUCAUAUUGAAAGAGGAAAACCAGGCAAAGUCUUCUCAUGUCUGAAGACACUGACAGGGACUGAGCUGCUGGAGAUGACACACCAGAGUUCACCUGCUGAGGUUAAAGUGACAUGUUUUUAUCUCUACGGUUCUUCAUCUCCUGACAGUGACGUUUCCUCCAUCAUCAUCAGAACAUCUCUUCCACCUAAACUGACAGUGAAUUCAGUGGUGAUCAACGACACAGACUCAGUCACACUGAACUGUCAGCCUCCAUCAACUGUUUCUGUGUCUCAGUGUCAUUUCUACACUGUAAAUGGAGGAACAGCCAAAGUCCUCUCAUGUCUACAAACACUGACAGCUACUGAGCUGCUGAAGAUGGCACAUCAAAAUUCACCUGCCAGGAUUCAAGUGACGUGUUUGUACACUGUAAAGAUUGGAGAGUUUAACUAUCCAUCUCCACACAGUGACAGGUCCUCCAUCACCAUACACAGUGAGUGA
Epinephelus lanceolatus (giant grouper) is the source of this 662-nucleotide messenger RNA. The record is from RefSeq and is a predicted model, not a curated record. Lineage: Eukaryota; Metazoa; Chordata; Actinopteri; Perciformes; Serranidae.